Messenger RNA from Juglans microcarpa x Juglans regia, 1408 nucleotides. RefSeq names its product probable microtubule-binding protein TANGLED. Lineage: Eukaryota; Viridiplantae; Streptophyta; Magnoliopsida; Fagales; Juglandaceae. Gene Ontology annotation, molecular function: microtubule binding. The record is from RefSeq and is a predicted model, not a curated record. Gene Ontology annotation, biological process: regulation of phragmoplast microtubule organization. The transcript is spliced from 4 exons. Bases 139 to 1191 code for a protein of 350 amino acids.
AUAGAUCGAGUUUAUGAGGAGAGAGAGAGAGAGAGAGAAACUGAAAGUAAUUGAUUUCCAAUCUCUGGGUAUGGGUAUUUAGAGAGAUAGAGAGAGAGAUCUUUGGAACCCACUUCGGGUUUUCUCCAGUACUACAAAAUGGUUGCUAGAACCCCACCAAAACGGAAGAAAAUGGCAGCACCUCUCAAUCCGGUUCUACUCAGAGAAACUGUAAAGAAGGUGGAGAUGUGUAUGGCUAGAUUGCAGGAGCUACAGUACACGGUGGCAGGUGGGACAAAGGUGAUCUCAGGAGUGAGUCUCAGCCCUCGAAGUACCAGAGGUUAUCUGAGGACUAGUCUCAGAUGCAAGCAAGAGUCUGUAAGGAUCAAGAACGCUGCUUCGAAAUCUCCCGCGGGGAAGUUUCCAGCUCACUCAGGAGGUGAGUGGCAGAGAAUGUCAUUACCAGCAAUGCUUGUAGGAGAGACAGUAGGAGAGAUUCUACAAGCAAGCCAAUUUGCUAGGGAAAUAGCAGCAGCAGUUGCUAACAAAACCAAGAAAACAACUCAUGAUGAUCCAAAAACUCCAGUAAGUCGUCGGAGAAACCAGAAGCCACAACUUGAAAACACAGAAUUAAGAACUAGAAGAAAGAGGGAGAAGCAGAACAGACUGCAAUUGAUUCGUUUGGAGUCUGAUUCACCAUCACUUCAAAGGGCUCGAUCCCGAAUCAACUUUAAGGUUUCACCUCCAAAGGUUAGAGAACUGGGAAAAGAAAAUAACCAUUGCUUAGCAAAUAGGGUAUCCCCCAGGAAUAGGCCAUGGGUUAAAAAGACUGUUCUAUUCCCCAACCCUUUAUUCCUAUCUACAGCCUCUGCACAGCAACAGAAGUUUUGCAAGACAAGGUCUCCCAUUAUAUCAAGAAACAGACAGACACCACAUAAGUUCUUAAUCAAGUCUCCUCCAUCGGCUUCUUCAAAGUUUCAAGUCAAGAUCAAGAACCCAACAGUGGUGUCUCUUUCUCCCACAAGGCAUAAAAGCUUGAGCCAGAGAUCACCAAAGAUGUCAACUGCUUCCAAAUUGCGUCGGUCUUUCUCUCCUUCAAGACUGGCGACCAGAUUGGUGUCGCCGUUGAGGAGCAGAAAAGUUGUACAGAAGAGUGAUGGGCUAAUAAGUGGCUUGAGAAACCGUCCAACUUUGUCAUCAAUGCGAUUCUGAACUCAAGUGGUAUAUGAGGGGGGAACUUAUUUGAAAGCUACUGAUUUCUUUUGAGGCGUUUGGUUUGUGAUACUGAUACACUUUCUUGCUGUCCAUAGUUCCAUUAUUCUUUUUCCUCCUUCGUGUGGUGUGAGUUUGUCCAGUCCAGUUUGAUGUUCUUGUACAAAUUCGCAAAAAGAGUUACCAAGAUCUCAAUAAGUCGUGGAUUCUCUCUUUC